UUUUUCACUAACACAAGGAGUAAAAUACAAACAACAGCUGGACUGCUCUAUCAAACCUAUAACUGCCGGACAAAUCGAUAAUCAUCAUACAGCUGGUAAAAGAAAUAAUCGUUAUCGAAAAACACAGGGUGCACUGCAAUACUAAAUGAGCAGCAAGCGCACUCUUUUAUCGACAUCACCUGAUCAUAAAGAACAUACACCAAAAAAAUACGCGCCGUCCCUAAAUAUGAGUGUAAGCAGUCAACAAGACGUGUUUACAUGGAGCAAACUAUGCGAAGUCCUGGACGACAAAUUGAAGGGUGUAGCAAAGAAAGAAGAUCUGACGGAUAUCAAACAUGAAAUUGAAGAAUUAAAACAUGAGAAUUCUAAAUUAAAGGAAGACAUAAAGAAAUUAACAAACCGUCUAGAACUAGUUGACCAGAAAUCGAGAACCACAAAUAUCAUGGUACCGCCAGCGAAGUCCAAAGGGUUUUAAAUGCUAGAAGUAACCUUAAGGGACAAGCAAUUUUUAUUCAGAAGGAUUACACUGCAGCUGAACAGUCUAUUAGAUACAAUCUCAGGCAAGUUAGCAAAGUAAUAUCUAAGCAUAAAAAAGAUGUAAAAGUACGGCUUGGUGAAUUUUGUAUCUACAUCAACGAUAAACGCUUUACUUGGUUCAAUGGAAAGAUACGUUCUUCCGCUACAAACGAUGUAAAAUUUCUAGAAGAUAUAUUAGCUGAAUGCGGUUUUAGUUGUGAGGUUGUUUGCAACGAAAACGUAGUAUUAAAUAAAAACGAUAACAAUCCUUAUGUACAAUAGCUAGCUGAUUCGUGCCAUAUAAUAGCUUAUAACGUUUGUAACCUUGAAAAAUCGCUAAAUUUUGGAAACUUUAUAACCUUUUUAAAUAAGUUUGAUAUUUUCUUUUUGUUUGAAACCCAUGUUGUUGCUAAUAAACAAACUUAUUUCUCAUCAUUUUUUCAAAAUUAUUGUCUACACUGGGUUGAAGCAAUUAAAAUACAUAAAUCGGGUCGUGCUAGUGGAGGUUGCCUAUUCGGUUACAAAAGAGAAAUG
This is a messenger RNA of Stomoxys calcitrans (stable fly), 1050 nucleotides long. RefSeq lists its product as uncharacterized. Lineage: Eukaryota; Metazoa; Arthropoda; Insecta; Diptera; Muscidae. The transcript is spliced from 2 exons. The record is from RefSeq and is a predicted model, not a curated record. Bases 146 to 475 code for a protein of 109 amino acids.